GUUAUUUAAGACGGCGGUGCUUCUGAUUUCCAUAACACCUCUCUCUGCUUUUCAUUUCACCGGAAUUAAUGGCGAAACUUCCUUUGAUCUUCGCUUUCUCUCUUGCUCUCUCCGAUUUCUUCUUCUUUUCCGGCAAUGCUUUUGCGCCGUCGGGAUGGAACCCCGCCCACGCCACCUUCUACGGCGACAGCGACGCCUCAGGGACAAUGGGCGGAGCUUGUGGGUAUGGGAACUUGUACCAGACGGGUUAUGGGACGAGAACGGCGGCGCUGAGUACGGCGCUGUUUAACGACGGUGCAUCGUGCGGUCAAUGCUUCAAGAUCAUUUGUGAUUACAAGACGGAUCCACGGUGGUGCAUUAAAGGGGCGUCGGUGACCGUGACGGCGACCAAUUUCUGCCCGCCUAACUAUGCUCUGCCCAACAACAAUGGCGGUUGGUGUAAUCCUCCGCUUAAGCACUUCGACAUGGCUCAGCCUGCUUGGCAGAAGAUUGGCAUUUACAGAGGCGGAAUCAUCCCCGUCCUCUUCCAAAGAGUUCCAUGCAUGAAGAAAGGAGGCGUGAGGUUCACCGUGAAUGGACGAGACUAUUUUGAGCUAGUUUUGAUAAGCAACGUGGGAGGGGCUGGAUCCAUCCAAUCGGUAUCCAUUAAAGGAUCCAAAUCCGGCAAUUGGACGCCAAUGUCGAGGAAUUGGGGCGCCAAUUGGCAGUCCAAUUCCUAUCUGAAUGGCCAAUCUUUGUCGUUCAAGAUCACCACUAGCGAUGGCCAGACCCGAGUGUUCAAUAAUGUUGUGCCUUCAAGCUGGCGGUUCGGCCAGACAUUUGGAAGCAAGGUCCAAUUCAGCUGAGCACCACGCCGGCGAUUGGAGAGGCAGAGGCGUGCCGAGUGGUUUUUUUCAAUCUACGGCAGCAGCCCGCCACCUGAAGAGACGAUCCAUGGGCGUUUGAAUUUGUGGCAGCAAAGUAAUAAGAAGCCUAAGCAAAUUACUUAAUGGCUUCAACACUUAGUUUUUUUUUUUUUCCUUACAUUUUUAAGGUCACUUUGUAAUUUCAAUGGCUUUGUUACUCUUCUAUAAAUUAUAUACUACUUGACUAUGC
Messenger RNA from Cucurbita pepo subsp. pepo (vegetable marrow), 1095 nucleotides. Its product is annotated as expansin-A11. The record is from RefSeq and is a predicted model, not a curated record. Gene Ontology annotation, biological process: plant-type cell wall organization. Lineage: Eukaryota; Viridiplantae; Streptophyta; Magnoliopsida; Cucurbitales; Cucurbitaceae. Gene Ontology annotation, cellular component: extracellular region.